Messenger RNA from Pterocles gutturalis (yellow-throated sandgrouse), 862 nucleotides. RefSeq names its product KAT8 regulatory NSL complex subunit 3-like. Gene Ontology annotation, cellular component: NSL complex. Gene Ontology annotation, biological process: positive regulation of transcription by RNA polymerase II. The record is from RefSeq and is a predicted model, not a curated record. The annotation marks the transcript as partial. The transcript is spliced from 8 exons. Lineage: Eukaryota; Metazoa; Chordata; Aves; Pterocliformes; Pteroclidae.
GGAGUGUUGCAGUGUCUCGAGCACAUGAUUGGGGCGGUGAGGAGCAAAGUGGCAGAGAUUCACAGCCACUUUUCUCACAAGCCCAUCAUCCUGAUCGGGUGGAACACGGGUGCCUUGGUGGCCUGUCACGUUUCAGUGAUGGAGUAUGUCACUGCCGUUGUGUGCCUUGGAUUCCCGCUUCUCACCGUUGAUGGCCCCAGAGGGGAUGUGGAUGACCCUCUCCUGGAGAUGAAGACCCCUGUGCUCUUUGUGAUUGGCCAGAAUUCCAUGCAGUGCAACGUCGAAGCGAUGGAAGAUUUCCGGGAGAAAAUACGAGCCGAUAACAGCAUGGUGGUGGUGGGAGGAGCAGAUGACAAUCUCAGGAUAAGCAAAGCCAAAAAGAAGUCAGAAGGCCUGACCCAGAGUAUGGUGGACAGGUGCAUCCAGGAUGAAAUAGCUGACUUCUUGACUGGAGUCCUCACCCGAGCGGAGAGCCACUUGGGCUCCGAUCCCCGUGACCUGGACGCUGAGAAGAAGAAGAAGCCGCGCGACUCAACGAGGAGGGAUCUGUCGUUUGACUUGCCAGAAAGAACCAGCAGGCCCACCUCGCCGGCUGCCAAAGUGCCUGCCUCACCUUCAGGCUCAGAGGACUUGUCCAGCGUCUCCAGCAGCCCCACGUCAAGCCCCAAGACGAAGGUGGCCGCUGUGGCGUCCAUCCCGAAGCCCGGCCAGAUGGUCACCGCACAGCUGCUGAAGAGGCAGGUGCCGAGGACGGACACUGUCCUGACACACAAGCAGGCACAAGCUCAGUUUGCUGCUUUUCUGAAACAAAACAUGCUGGUGAGGAAAGCUCUUCCUCCUGGCACCUCUUCAUGUCUCUUUG